AAAAAAAAGGACUCAACACUCGCGCUGAUCUGGCAGUGCGUUUCUACGUUCGAAAACACCACCAAGGGGAGAAUAAAAAAUUAAAACAAUUAAAAAGUCAUGGGGCAAUCAUAUGAAUAACUUGUACGAGGCAGCAGCUUCUGUAAGAAAACGCUCGGUCUUGUUUUAUUUCAAUGUUAUAGUUUAAACUGAAAUUGAAAAAAAAAAACUGAACUUGGAAAAAGGUACAACAAGAAAAUAGACACAAGAAAAUAAUUUAAAUAAAAGAAACAGCUAUGUCAGCGUGUAUUUUUGUGGAUGGAGGGAGUUCUGAACUUGUUUUAGGUUGAUAUCGCAGGUUUUAACGGACUUGAAUAUACAAAUACAUCCAUCCUUACAUAUCCACACACUGCACGAGUACUUGUAUGGUCACCAUGCGAGCGUUCGGUGCGUCUUUGGGAUGUGUCUGGGUUGUCGCUUGCGGAUAUCUGGCGGCGUUGGGGAUGCUUCUUCAGAUGGCAGAGGCGGGGUGCACCGACCGAGCGAACCCCAAAUGCUGCACAGGGAGGAAUAACGAGUGCUUUGAAUUCACCAGGAGAAAGGCUGUUUGCUUCUGUGACACCUAUUGUCAGAAAACAGGAGACUGCUGCGCGGAUUACCAAGCCGUGUGUCAAAUAUCUGUGCAGAACGCGAGUGCCGGAGAGCUACGAACGGAGUGCUGUAAAGCUAUUGACUGUGUGGUUGGUUCCUGGGGUCCUUGGUCGGAGUGCAGCUCCCUGUGUGGCGAGGGCAGCAAAGAGAGGACCCGGCAGGUCACAGUGCCCCCUAGGAACGGAGGAACGCCAUGCCCGGACCUGAAGCAGAGGCGCGGCUGCUUCGGACACAGCCCUGUCUGCAAUGCUGCUGAAGAGGUGGCAAAGAUUUUGCCCGAUUCCUACAAAAGGAACUUCAAGGACCCCUGGAGAAGGCCACACAUCUUGAUGAAGGAAGUGAAACCCAGUUACUGCGUGCACUUCCGUGUGAAGCAGGCGAGCGCGGCGUGUCGGCUGGGUCUCUGGAGCCGUCCCCUGCUGAGGGAGAGGUCUGUCUGCAUCGAGUGCCAGGGAGAAGCCAUGGGCAGCAGGAGCCGCUGUGAGGGGGACGGCCUGGAAGCUACGAGGACGUUCUGGACUGCAGCCUCUGUCCCGGGCUGCCAGGGAUCGUGGGUGCGGGAGUCCUCUCGAGAGCAGUGCACGUGUCCGCAGCAUUCACUCAUCUUUGUAUAAGCUUGUCUCGCUGAAACCCACAGGACAGCUCCUGGAUGAGGAGGAAACCUGCCAGCCACCAAGGACUCAACAACAGCACGACUAGAGAGAGCAGAAGUAUGAAGGAAUCUUCUCUUCCUUCUGCACGCCUUCAUGUAAACCUCAUAUAAUAACUUUAUUACAAAGCACACAAACAAAACAUAGAUUUCACCACAUAAAUGUGUAUUUUUUUUCCUCAAAGCACAAAAAAAUGCCUAUAAGCCUUUUUACCUCUGAAACUUUGCUAUCUACCUCCAUAUAUGCAGAUGCAUUUGAAAGAUAUUUUCUACUUUUUGUUUUCAUGGUUUUGUGUAAAUGAUCCAGUUUCUUAGAAUCCAUUCCCUCCCGUGGUAUCAGUAUUUCAGCCUUCACAGACUUUGUGUAACUCGGUUAGAACAAGAUACCAAAGAUAAUGUGGUAAUGUUCCAUAAUCAGGAGUCUUCAGUUACUUCACAAUCCAGCAGCCCUCCAAGUACCUAUCACCAGGUUCAGCACUCAGUCCUGUUACCUCAAGAGAGUUCCUGAUAUUUAUAAUGACGUGCUCAAUGUCACAGUACCUCCAAACGCUCUUACUUUCUUCAUUAAUAGCCCAGCCUGAAGUCUUUUUGGGGAGCAUUAAAUAUCCCAUAUGGCCCAAUUCUUAAAAACAAAAAAUGUGUAAGACAUAUUGCAAUUAAAAUAUUAUAUUUUUUGCUUUGCUUAGCUACCUUUUAUUCUUUGUUUUAUAACUAGUAUUGUAUGUAUAUAUAAAAUAUAUCUAUGACUCUAAAGCACUAUGUGGUAAUUAUCCAUCACACCUGGCUAUACUCAGUUCAAACACUCCGUUUUUAUAUUCAUUAAGGAGAGCUAGAAUUCCAAUAAUAAAUUGUGCAUUUUUUGUUUAGUAUUGGUCUUUUUUUUGUAUAUCUACCAUUCUUUUUGUCAAAUAAAUCUACACUGUGUUUGUGUUUGACGUCAGGUCUUCGAAUAAUGAA
This is a messenger RNA of Acipenser ruthenus (sterlet), 2236 nucleotides long. Its product is annotated as somatomedin-B and thrombospondin type-1 domain-containing protein-like. The record is from RefSeq and is a predicted model, not a curated record. The coding region runs from base 405 to 1244 and encodes 279 amino acids. The transcript is spliced from 6 exons. NCBI's taxonomy places the organism in Eukaryota, Metazoa, Chordata, Actinopteri, Acipenseriformes, Acipenseridae.